AGAAGAAAUGCAGGAAGAAAAUGCGACCUGCCCGCCAAAUUUGCUUGUAAAUAAAGUCGCUCACAAUUAAUCCGAUGGAUUUGUAAGAUUUUGGAUUUUUUUCCCACGUUUCAUCGGAUAUCUUUUCACUCCGUCAACAAUGAAUUUAGUUGGGAAAGGAGGUGUCGAUACUCAACAAUUGUCUGGCAGCAGUGACAGCGAUUCCAUCAAAGUUUUCGUCCGAGUACGACCUCUGACCCAUGGCACCGGGCUAACAACAGAUGGAGAGCGGAACUUGUGUCUCAAAGUCACCUCUCCAAACACUAUACGCUUGCUCUCCAAACCAGAGCCGCGAACCUUCACUUAUGAUCAUGUUGCUGACAUGGAUACGACACAGGAUUCUGUGUUCUCCAGCGUGGGCAAGAAUAUUGUGGAGUCUUGCAUAAAUGGAUACAAUGGAACCAUUUUUGCAUACGGCCAAACAGGAUCGGGAAAAACGUUCACGAUGCUAGGACCUUCAGAUUCGGACAACUUUACAGAUGAAAUGCGGGGUGUUAUUCCUCGCAGUUUUGAGUACUUGUUCUUUCUCAUCAACAGAGAAGUGUCUCAGUCCAAAAGUUUUCUCUGCAAAUGUUCAUUUAUUGAGAUUUACAAUGAACAAAUUUUUGACCUCCUGGACACAGCCUCGGCUAGCCUUUUUGUCAGAGAAAACAUCAAGAAAGGCGUGUUUGUGGAAGGAGCUGUGGAGAAGUUUGUCAACAAUGCCGCCGAAGCAUACCAGGUGUUGUCUCGUGGCUGGUGUAAUCGCCGUGUGGCCUCCACCUCAAUGAACCGUGAGUCUUCACGAUCUCAUGCUGUGUUUACUAUGACUCUCGAGUCCAAGGAGUCCAUCAAUGAAGUGGUGAACAUUCGAAGGUCUCAGCUCAACCUGGUUGAUCUGGCUGGCUCAGAGAGACAGAAAGACACACACACUGACGGGUCUAGGCUUAAGGAGGCCAGCAGUAUCAAUCGCUCCCUUAUGAGCCUUGGUCAGGUGAUCAUGGCUUUGGUUGACGUUUCUAAUGGGAGGAAUCGCCACAUUUGCUAUAGAGACUCCAAACUCACCUUCCUGUUACGGGACUCCCUUGGAGGGAAUGCACAGACCUAUAUUAUAGCAAAUGUUCACCCUGGAUCAAAAUGCUUUGGGGAAACAUUAUCAACUCUCCAAUUUGCCCAGAGAGCAAAGCUGAUCAAGAACAAGGCCGUUGUCAACGAGGACACACAAGGAAAUGUGAGACAGCUACAGGCUGAAGUGAAGAAGCUGAAAGAGCAGCUCGCUCAGGCUCUUUCGUCUCACCAAGUGGAUGAUGGGAAAGAUGUCACAGCAGGAGGAACAGAGCUCCCCAUCUCCAAAUCCUCCGGGGAUAUGAAAAAUAUUGCCUUGUACAAAGCCAAGUUUAUGGCUGCUGUCCGUUUGUGGAGGAAGCGAGAAGAAGAGAAGAGGGUUUUGCUUAAAAAGGCAUCUCAGCUGGAAGAAGCCUGGACUCAGAAAGACAAGUUCAUCCACUCCAGUCGCUUGAUCAUCAAGUUCCGUGAGGAUCAUAUAAGUCGCCUGGAGAAAAAACUCAAAGAACAAUGUGGUGUUCUAGGAGACAUGGAGUCACAGGCUCUCAUUGAACAGUUAAAAGAAGAAAUCAGUAUUUUACGAGACCAGGUCGAACAUAACCCCAAGAUGACUCGCUACGCAGCCGAGAACUACAGCCUCAGAGAGGAGAAUCGUCAGCUUCGCUCCCUCGAGUCGGUGAUAAAAGCCGAAGAGGAAGCAGUGCAAGUUGCGCAAGAGCUGGAAGAUGACUUCCAGAGGGCCAUGGAGGCUGAAACCACAGAAACUCCAGCCAAUGCGUCGACCUCCUUGGCGACUGAUGUAUUUACCGUCUCCGCCAUGGAGAAACUGAAAGCUCAGCUGCUUCAAAAGCAGUCCGACUUCACUGCCAUUCUGCAGGCGUUUGAGGAGUACAAGGAAGUCACUAAGAAGCAGAUGUCUCAGUUGGAGUCGGACAAAAGGUACCUUGACAAGUCCAACAGGUAUUUGGAGAACAUCUUGGAAGCCACUAAUGCCUACAAAAAGCAAGAAGUCUCUGAGUUGAACAGAAUUCAUGUUGAAACUUUAAAGUCUUCCGUCUUGAAAUAUCAGAUUCUCACUACUCCCACCAAAGCCUACCUGCGCUCCCGUCCUAUACCGCUGUCCAGCCCAGAACACUUGAACGGUAGUGUUAACAAUCCAGUUGACAUUUGGGCUGAGCCGCCCCCUUCAGACACGACUGAGAUGGCGCUGACUGAAGAACUGCGUCAAGUGCAGGUGCAAGCGAGUCAGAUUCGGGCCCAGCUAGGGGAAGAGGAGCUCAAGAACAGCAGGCUUAUGCAACAAAUUGCAAAACUAGAAGAGCAGAUCCAUGUUAUUUCACACGAGUCCGCACUAAAGGAGGAGCAACUUUCAAUGGAGUGUGCUAACAAGACCAGAGAUCAUCUCAGACUGCAGGAGACAAUUGACAGCCUACAACAGAAACAUCAGCGUGAACUGGAGACUGGAGAAGUACUAAGGAAUGAAAUCCGUGAUCUUCGGCUGGUGCUGCGGUCGUCUGACAAGGAGCUGGCUGCCGUGAAGGAGGAGCUGAAAGCCAAGAAAAGUGAGCAGCAGAGAGAGACGAGUCAGCUUUCCAGCAGUUUGAUCGCCACGCAGCUCCAGCUCGACAAAGUCCAGCUGGAUUGGGAGCAGCUUCUGGAGCAGCACCGCGCUUUGCAGGAUUCUUUUGACCAGCUUCAAGCCGAGGCAAAGUUUGACGCAGACCACGCGAGACAGCAGAUGCAAGACAGGCAGCAAGAGAUCAGUGAACUACAAGCUCAGAUUGUGGAAUUGAACAACUCUUUGGAAACGGCACAAGAGCACACUAGCACCCUGACCUACCAGUUAAUAGAGAACAAAGAAAAUACAUCCAAAGAACUGAGUGUAACAAAUGAGGAGAACACACAGCUGAAUAAGCAAGUCGUAGACAUGACCGUGCAAUUCCAACAGCAGGUAUCCAAACUUGAUCAUCUGGAAAAAAAUCUCUGCACUGCAAAUGAAAGCAUAAAAGGCCUGAAACAGAAGAUUGAGCAGGACAAAGUUGUCGUCCUCGAUCUGAUCACCCAAACCAGAGAGCUCCGCAGUGAUCUUACUCACAAGGAACAGACCAUUGCACAUCUCUCAGGAGACAUUACCGACAUCACGGCCAAAUACAAUGCUGCCUGCUUGGAACAAAAAGAUGUCGGAGAGCAAAACGCUAAGAUGCUAGCAGAAAUCGCAGAACUGAAAGAAAGCGUGGAGAGGACUAUCAUCUCCAGCAAAAAUGAGGUUGAAGCGCUGCAGUACCAGCUCGCUGAUGCAAAUGAGGAAGUUGAAAGACUUACAAAAGUCUUGGAUGAGCACAACAACAUUCUUCAAAGUGCUCAAGAGCAAGCCACUCAGAAGGACUUUGAAAUCCAGAAUCUACAGCAGAAGGUGCAAAGGCAACAAGAAGCUGCGGAAAGAACGAUACCUACGACCCCCUGCACACCGGGAAGCUUCAGCCGGGACUUAACCCAGGUCCUCGAGAACCAGGAGAGGGAACUGGAGAAUCGACGCUCCUCCAUGAUGACCAUGGAGAUCCUCUUAGCUGAGCUCAAUUCCGAGAGAGCUGCCAAGAAUGAGGAAAUUCGACGGCUCAAAACACAGCUGAACGAGAAGGAGGUGGCCAACAUGGUGAUACAGGGCUUGCAUGAGCCAUAUAACAAAAUCCCUCAUAGUGGAAAUGCAAACAGUGAGGAGCUUCAUCACAGCAUCUCUCAGUCUGUUCUUAAAGAACUGCAAGAGGAACGAGAAGAAAAGGAUAAAUUGAUUCAAAAGCUGUCCGAUGUACAAAAAAAAUUGCAAAUCCAGGAGUCCACGUUGGCCCAGUCACAGGCUUGUGUUCAGGAGCUGUCCGCAGAACUCGGCAAUCGUUGUCUAGAGCUGAGUCAAAGGCUACAGGAUGAGGACAAGCUCCUCAAGGAGAACGAGGUUCUGCGUCGGCAGAACGUUCAGCUGUCGGAGGAGAAUGGAAAAUUGGUAGGACACAAGAACCAUAAGCAGAAGAUUGAAUAUUUGGUCAAAUUAAAGAAGGACAACACCAGACUGCAGGAGGAAAAUGAAAAACUUCGAUCAGAAAUGAGCCUCAUUCAAGAUAACACGGGACCUUUGCCGUGAUGCUGUGGAAUUAAUUGGAAUGGACCUGCGCCUUUACAGUUAAUUAUUUUCUUAGAAUAAUUUUGUACUUUAAGUUUUAUCAGACUCUGACAGGAAUAAAAAAAAUGU
Corythoichthys intestinalis (scribbled pipefish) is the source of this 4327-nucleotide messenger RNA. It is a transcript of the gene kif15, whose product is annotated as kinesin family member 15. The record is from RefSeq and is a predicted model, not a curated record. NCBI's taxonomy places the organism in Eukaryota, Metazoa, Chordata, Actinopteri, Syngnathiformes, Syngnathidae. Gene Ontology annotation, biological process: microtubule-based movement. The coding region runs from base 140 to 4219 and encodes 1359 amino acids. The transcript is spliced from 35 exons. Gene Ontology annotation, molecular function: ATP binding; microtubule motor activity; microtubule binding.